This is a messenger RNA of Tribolium castaneum (red flour beetle), 1335 nucleotides long. RefSeq lists its product as uncharacterized. The coding region runs from base 163 to 1335 and encodes 390 amino acids. Gene Ontology annotation, biological process: DNA integration; DNA recombination. Lineage: Eukaryota; Metazoa; Arthropoda; Insecta; Coleoptera; Tenebrionidae. Gene Ontology annotation, molecular function: DNA binding. The record is from RefSeq and is a predicted model, not a curated record. The transcript has 2 exons.
UAUUGUUUUGUCACGUGCAGUGUUUUAAUAUCAAGGAUGGAUUAUAUCAAGUAUGUUUGGAGGCAGGUCCAAAUGUCAAAUUACACAAAUUUAAUUUGUUCAAUAGACAACAUUGUUGUUUGCAAUUUUAGAUAGUGGUUUGAGUUGAAGAUUGAACUUGACAUGGAUAGUGGUGAAGAAGACGAUUUUGUGGGUUUAGAGGGUACGCCACCAAAAAUACAAGAAGCUGCAGCCGCAGCUACCGCCAAUCUGAUGCCACAAAAGUCGAAAAAGCAAUAUGAAAAACAGUAUAAACUGUUUAUAAAUUGGCGACAAGAAAAGCAAACUGAAUCAUUUUCCAAAAAUGUUCUAUUAGCGUAUAUACAACAAUUAUCAACACGUAUGAAACCCUCAUCAUUGUGGGCUAUUUACUCUAUGCUCCGAACAACACUUAACCUAAAAAACAACAUCGACAUCAGUAAAUAUCCAAAGUUGUGUAAAUUUCUCAAGAAUAAAUCCAGUGGGUAUAACCCUAAAAAGUCAAGAAUUUUGACACCAGAACAAAUCAAAGAAUUUUUGUGUUCAGCACCAGAUGAAAACUACUUAUUUUCAAAGGUGGGGUUAAUUUUUGGAAUAAUGGGAGCUUGUCGCCGUGAGGAAUUAAUGAAACUAGAAACAAAUCAUGUUGAAGAUCUUAGUACAGCAUUAUUAGUUCAUAUUCCUGACACAAAAACCAAAACAGAACGUCAGUUUGUUAUCGGAGGCAAUUUUUAUGGAAUUUGCAAAAAAUAUAUGGAACUUCGUCCGCAAGAUGUACAUACUACACGAUUUUUUCUAAAUUAUCAACGAGGAAAAUGCACAAGACAGCCGGUCGGUAUAAAUAAGUUCGGUAGUCUUCCUUGUCAAGUUGCAACAUUCCUUAAACUACCAAAUCCAACUUCUUAUACAGGCCAUUGCCUUCGCCGAUCCUCUGCUACUUUAUUAGUAGAUGCGGGGGCUGACAUUACUGCCCUCAAACGCCAUGGGGGAUGGCGUUCAACAACAGUUGCAGAAACUUAUAUUGAUCAUUCGUUAAAUAAUAAAAUUCAAACGGCCAAUAAAAUAUCAAACAUUAUUCAGUCUGAAAGUUCAAACAUUACUCAGUCUGAAAGUUCAAACAUUAUUCAUUCUGAAAGUUCAAACAUUAUUCAAUCUGAAAGUUUUGACAUUGAAAACACUGUUGACAAGAAUAUAAACUUAGAGUUUUCAAGUAACACACAUGACAAAACAAGAAUUAACUAUAAUAACACACCUCUUAUACAAUUCAACAAUUGUAACAAUAUAAGUAGUUUAACAGUUGCUCUUCAUAAUAAAUAA